Molecule: messenger RNA, 2153 nt
Organism: Bubalus bubalis (water buffalo)
Lineage: Eukaryota; Metazoa; Chordata; Mammalia; Artiodactyla; Bovidae
Gene: TMEM271
Product: transmembrane protein 271
Exons: 1
Coding region: 70-1200 (376 amino acids)
Source: RefSeq, a predicted model, not a curated record
GCGCAGGCGGCGGGGGCGGCGGCGGGCGGCGGCGGGCGCGCGGGGUGCGGGCCGGCUCGGGCGCGGAGGAUGAAGUGGAGCGUCCGCGGGGCCUGCGCCGCGCUCUCCUCCUGCCUCCUGCUCGCCUGCGCGCUCAGCGCCGCCGCCGUCGGCCUCAAGUGCUUCUCGCUGGGCUCGGAGCUGCGCGGGGAGCCGUUCCGGCUGGGGGCGGCCGCCGGCGCCUUCUAUUCGGGGCUGCUGCUGGCCGCCGGCCUCUCGCUGCUCGGCGCCGCCCUGCUCUGCUGCGGGCCCCGGGACGCGCCCCUCGCGGGGCCGGGCCCGGGCCCGGGGCUAGGGGUCGCCGCCGGCUCCGCGGGGGCUGCGGAGGCCGCGCCGGGCGACCCGGGGGGCGCCGCCGGGCCCUCGGGGCCGGUGAGCAGCCAGAACCUGCUCCUGCUCGGCGUCCUCGUCUUCAUGCUCGGGGUCCUCAGCGCCUUCGCGGGCGCCGUGAUCGACGGCGACACCGUGUCCCUGGUGGAGCGCAAGUAUUCCCACUACUGCCUGCCGCCGCGCGCGCCGGCCGCGGCCCCCGGCCCGGCCCCGGGCCCUGCAGCCGCCGGCCCCGGCCCGGCACCCGGCGCGCCGCGCACCCGCGGCACCCUGGACAGCGCCACCUCCGCCAAGUGCCGCCAGCUGAAGGACUACCAGCGCGGCCUGGUGCUCUCCACCGUCUUCAACUCGCUCGAGUGCCUCCUGGGCCUGCUCAGUCUCCUGCUGGUCAAGAACUACAAGUCGUCGCAGGCCCGGCGAGGCCGGCGCGGCCGGCGGAAGGGAGGACGGGCCCUGGCGCGGCCCCGCGGCGGCCCGGGGCUCCGCGCGCAGCCGCCCGCCUCCCGGUCGCGGCGGGGCCGGCGGGGCCGGCGGGGGCGGAGGCUGCAGCCGCGGCCCAGCGAGGCUUCCAUCCUGUCUCCGGAGGAGUCGGACUUCGCCGCCCCGGGGGACUGCGAGGGCUUCGCGACGCACCACGCGGUCUCCUACAUCAACGUGGGCGUCUUCCACGCGUUUGACGAGGCGGGCGUGGAGGUGUGCUGCGGGGGGCACCCGUCUGUGGAGCUGCCGGGGUACGCGCCCUCGGACCCCGACCUCAACGCCUCCUACCCCUACUGCUGCCGCCCGCCCUGCGAGGCGGCGCGCCCCUGGGAGCCGGGCCGGGCCUGCUGAGCCCCUGGGCCUGUGCGGACGGCCGUGCCCGUCUCCCUGCCCUGCCGCGGCGGCGAGGGAGGUGGGGGGCUGGCGGGGCGCAAAGCCAAGCCUCUCCGUGGCGCCGCAGCUUCAGGGCGGUCUGGCCCAGCGCCUCUGGGGCUCCCCGCCGCGAGACUGGUCCUCCAGUACUAUUAUUUCUGUGUUUGGGAGGUUUCUCUUCUUUUCUGUGUCUGCUCGUAUCCGGACUCCAUUUUAAAGUUUACAAUAAAUGUUUUGGGGUUGGCUCGCCCCCACCGCACUUCUCUUUGGCAAGUCCGUUCCCUGGGCGCCCCCGAGGCCCAGGCCCGGGUGAAAGCUCACCCAGCGAGCGGGAAGAACGCUGACUGAGAGGACAGAAAGACGGAGCGGCUGAUACUGUCGGAAUGGAAGACGUGAAGAAGCACCCACAGCAACACUUUGUACACGGAUGUGCCUGCUUUUGUUGAUAACUUUCUUACUGUAAAGCUCUCCAUAAACAGUGAAAAUGUUUGGUACAUUUAUUGCGAUUUAAAAUUGGUGAGUUCCUUUAUUAAAUUAAUUGCUAUGUUAUUGGAGAUAUUCAUCAAAUUGGGGUUAGAGAAUGUCAACACACAAAUCAAUUUUGGGGGAAAAUGAUUGAAUUUGGUUGACAGAUAUGAGUUUGAACAGUUGUAUUAUGCUAGAUGGUUGGCUAAGUCCAACCUCUUUCUGAGGCUAAAUUUCUGUCUGUAUAUCAGGUCCCAUACAUUUCUUUUUCUGGAAACUGGAGAUUGGGUUUUUAUGGUAAAACUGAGCUUAUUUUGGUUAAUACAUAUGAACAAUCCAAUCCUAUUUUGGAAAUCACAGUCAUAGUUUUUCUGGCAAAGAUUAUUAUCCUGUUGGUUAAUUCAGUAAUCUGGUAAUUUUGGAUAUUAUAGCAUUUCAUUUGAAAUAUACCCCUUAAAUAGCCUUAA